Molecule: messenger RNA, 1370 nt
Organism: Paramecium pentaurelia
Lineage: Eukaryota; Ciliophora; Oligohymenophorea; Peniculida; Parameciidae
Source: the annotation of a GenBank genome assembly
AAUGAAAAAUCUUAUGUUCAAAUCGAUUGCGAAGUUCUCAUAAGUGAAAAAUAGUUAAUACUUUGUACAAUUAGAAAAUUAAUAUGGAUGUCAUAAUUAUCAUCCAUUACCUGUAGUAAUUUCAAGAGGAAAAGGAAUUUAUGUUUGGGAUUAAGAAGGAAAGAAAUAUAUGGAUUUUUUAGCAGCAUAUUCAGCAGUUAAUCAAGGACAUUGUCAUGAGAAGAUUUAUUAAGAAUUAGUUAAAUAAGCUUCUUAAUUAACUUUAACUUCUAGAGCGUAAGAUUAAAUAUAUAUCAUAAUAGAUUUUAUAACAAUAAAUUAGGAGAAGCUGAGAAGUAUAUUACCUAAUUAUUUAAAUAUGAUAAAGUGUUAUUUAUGAAUUCAGGAGUUGAGGCAGGAGAAUCAGCAAUUAAAUUUGCCAGAAGAUGGGCAUAUAAUGUUAAGAAAGUACCUGAAAAUGAAGCAAGAGUUUUAUUUGCAAAUGGCAAUUUUUGGGGUAGAACAAUUGCAGCAUGUGGAAGUAGUGAUGAUCCAGAAAGAUAUAAUAGAUUUGGGCCUUUUGGGGGAUUAAACUUUGAUCUUGUUGAUUACAACAAGUAAUCGAAUUUGACUAUUUAGUGUUAAUGCAAUUGAGACUAAAUUUAAAGCUAAUCCAAAUUAUGCUGCCUUUUUCUUUGAAGCAAUAUAAGGUGAAAAUGGAGUCAUAAUUCCUGAUUAAAAUUAUUUGAAAUAAGUAAGAUCAUUAUGUGAUAAAUACAAUGUUUUGAUGAUUGUAGAUGAAAUCUAAACAGGUUUAGGAAGAACUGGAAAAAUGUUAGCAGUAGAACAUGUAUAAAAUCUUUGUAAUAUUUAAUUAGGAUAAUGUCAGACCAGAUAUGGUAUUAUUGGGUAAAGCAUUAUCAGGAGGAUUUUAUCCUAUUUCUGCAGUACUAGCUGAUGAUUAGAUUAUGUUGUAAAUUAAGCCAGGUGAACAUGGAUCCACAUAUGGUGGUAAUCCUUUGGCAGCUAGUCUAUGCAUUAAAGCCUUAGAAGUUUUAUAAGAAGAAAAAAUGAUUGAAAAUGCUAAUAGUUUAGGGAAAGUUAUGGAAAAAAGAUUAGUAGAAUUAAAGAAAUAUAAUAAUGUAACUCAAAUUAGAAGUAGAGGAUUAAUGGGAGCCAUUCAAUUCUAAGAUGGAAAAGGGGAUGUUGCAUGGGAAUUCUGUCUUAAAUUAGCUAAAGAAGGUCUUCUUUGCAAACCUACACAUAAAACUAUUAUGAGGUAUAUAUAUAUUUUAUAUAAAUUUAUAGAUUAACUCCACCUUUGAUAAUUAAUGAAGCAGAACUUAAUUCAGCUUUUGAUAAAAUAGAGUAUGUAUUGAAAUAAUUAUGAA